Messenger RNA from Xenopus laevis (African clawed frog), 11126 nucleotides. RefSeq names its product bromodomain PHD finger transcription factor L homeolog (gene bptf.L). Gene Ontology annotation, cellular component: nucleus; NURF complex. The record is from RefSeq and is a predicted model, not a curated record. Gene Ontology annotation, biological process: positive regulation of transcription by RNA polymerase II; regulation of transcription by RNA polymerase II; chromatin remodeling. The transcript has 32 exons. The coding region runs from base 283 to 9591 and encodes 3102 amino acids. Gene Ontology annotation, molecular function: DNA binding; zinc ion binding; RNA polymerase II cis-regulatory region sequence-specific DNA binding. NCBI's taxonomy places the organism in Eukaryota, Metazoa, Chordata, Amphibia, Anura, Pipidae.
UUCUCCAAGUGCUACCAGCAGGGGGAGCGAGCCCGACUUCCAACUACCGGUAGUUCCCCACGAGUAUCCAGCAGGGGGAGUCCGGGUGUCUGGUCACGUGACUCUGGGGCCUGCACUCGCUGGCUAGCCGACUGAAAGGGAAGAGGCAAGAUGGCGGUGGAGGCGGCGGGCGCCGUGGAACGGGGCCCUAGGAACUCGGUCUGAGCCCGUCCGUCCGUCUCCGCAGUGCAAGGUACUUCCGCAACCACACACCUCAACCAAGCCGCCCCUCCCAGAUAAAAAAUGAGGGGCCGCCGGGGCAGGCCGCCUAAGUGCCCUGUGUUACCCGACAGCUCCCCGGGGCCCACCGCUGGCCUAAGGUCCCGCCUCCGGGGCAGCAGCAGAGGCCGCUGGGCACCAGAGAACCAAGGGACUCCCCGCAACAAUAGUAGAAUCAGCUCCCCUCCCUCCAGCAGCUCCCCUCGCGGUCGGAGGCGCAGGAAGGCCGGCACGGGCCCUGGAAGGGGUAGGGGUCGAGGUAGUCCCAGAGCAGGAGCCCGGAGAAGCUUGUGCAAGGUGGUAUAUGAUGAUCAUGAGAGCGAAGAGGAGGAGGAUGGGGAACCGGGGGGCCGCAGGGACAGUGAGGAGGAGCUGGAGGCAGACGAGGAGCCAGAAGAGGAGGAGGAUAUGGAGGACUCGGACUAUCAACAGGAGCUGGAGGAGGAUGAAGAUGAUGCCAGUUACUGCACCGAGAGCAGCUUUAGGAGCCACAGCACGUACAGCAGUACCCCAGGAAGGCGAAAACCUAGAGUUCAUCGCCCUCGCUCCCCAAUAUUUGAGGUGAAAGACAUUCCUCCUUUGGAAUUUCCCAAGUCCGCAGAAGACUUACUGUUGCCCAGCGAGCACUUAAUGAAUGUGGUUGCCAUCUAUGAAAUUCUUAGGAACUUUGGCACUGUUUUACGCCUCUCACCUUUCCGCUUUGAGGACUUUUGUGCUGCCCUUGUAAGUCAGGAACAAUGUACGCUAAUGGCAGAAACUCAUGUGGCACUUUUGAAAGCCGUUCUACGUGAGGAGGACACGUCAAACACAACUUUUGGACCUGCUGAUCUUAAAGAUAGUGUGAAUUCCACAUUGUACUUAAUAGAUGGUAUGACGUGGCCAGAAGUGCUGCGAGUGUACUGCGAGAGCGACAAAGAGUAUCAUCAUGUGCUUCCAUACCAGGAGGUAGAAGAGUACCCCUAUGGACCAAUCGAAAGUAAAGUACAGGUUCUUCUUUUUUUAGUAGAUCAGUUUCUUACUACCAACAUGGCCCGAGAGGAAUUAAUGUCCGAGGGGGUGAUCCAAUACGAUGAUCACUGUCGGGUUUGUCAUAAACUAGGCGACUUGCUUUGCUGUGAGACAUGCUCUGCCGUCUACCACUUGGAGUGUGUUAAACCCCCUCUGCAGGAGGUUCCAGAAGAUGAGUGGCAGUGUGAGGUGUGUGUAGCACAUAAGGUGCCUGGAGUGAACGACUGUGUUGCUGAAAUCCAAAAAACCAAACCGUAUAUCAGGCACGAACCGAUCGGCUAUGACCGGAACAGACGGAAAUACUGGUUUCUCAACAGACGGAUCAUUAUAGAGGAAGACUCUGAGACUGACAAGAAGAUCUGGUACUAUAGCACCAAGGUCCAGUUAGCAGAAAUGAUCGAAAAUCUAGAUAAGAAUUACUGGGAAGCAGAUCUCUGUAAAUCCCUGGAUGAGCUGCAGGAAGAAAUCCACAGGCACAUGGAUAUAACUGAGGAACUUACUAACAAAGCUCGGGGAAACAACAAGUCCUACCUUUCUGUGGCCAAUGAGGAAAUAUUGGAGAAAAUGAAAGCUAAGCAAAGUCCAUUGGAAGAACAGAAACCAGAAGAGAAUGUGGCUGGUGAAACUCUGAAGUGUACAGAAGAUGAAAAACCAAAAGCAGAGACAGAAAAAGCAGAUUCCACUGAUGAAGGCAAAACAACUGUACAGGACUCUGUUUCUAUAGAGUCAGGCACCAACCCUGCUGAAUCUGCUGCUGCUGAAAAGGUACCAUCUUCAGGGGCAACAGAAGACUGCAGCAAAGUGGCAGCAGCUGAAAAGGACACAGAUAAGUCUUCCUCUACUGCUCAGCCAGCUCUUCAAGCUUGCAGAGAAGAUGGAAGCAGGAGUACAACUUCACAGGACUCGCCCUGCACCAAGAAUGAACCCAGGAAACACAGUGACAACACUGAGAGCCCUGAGGACAGACACAGCCCUUCUUCUGUUAAUCCUGAUGAAACAGCGCCAACAGAAGUAAAAUCAGAGAAGAUCAGCUCGGAGCACGGCGAUUCUUUGGGCAUAGGGAAAGCAUCCUCACGCAUGGUGACCAGAUUAAGGAACCCAGACAGCAAGUUAAGUCUGCUGAAGAACCAUCAGGUGUCAUCUGCAAUCCAUGAAGCAAAUAAGAUUUUUAAGGAAGGCAGAGAGGUUCUGGUGGUUAACUCUCAAGGUGAAAUCUCCCGCCUGAGUACCAGGAAAGAUUUGAUCAUGAGGGGCACCCUGAGUCAUUAUUUCAAACUGGGCCAGGAGGGCAAAUACCGCGUAUAUCACAAUCAGUACACCACCAAUUCUUUUGCACUGAACAAACACCAGCACAGAGAAGACCAUGACAAAAGAAGACACUUGUCGCACAAGUUCUGCAUGUCACCCCUGGGCGAGUUCAAAUGGAAUGGGUCUGUACACGGAUCCAAGGUACUGACCGUCUCCACAUUGAGACUGACCAUAGUGCAACUCGAAAAUAAUAUCCCAGCAUCUUUCCUUCACCCUAACUGGGCUUCUCACAGGUCAAAUUGGACAAAGGCAGUUCAGAUGUGUAGCAAACCCAGAGAAUUUGCACUUGCCAUAGCUAUCCUGGAGUGUGCAAUUAAACCUGUUGUCAUACUACCAAUAUGGAGGGAUUGUUUAGGUCACACAAGGCUACGUAGAAUGACCUCUCUGGAGAGGGAGGAAAAGGACAAGGUUAAGAAAAAGGAGAGAAAGCAAGAGGAUGAGGAGAGUAUGCAGCAGGCAACAUGGGUGAAGUACUCAUUCCCUGUGAAACACCAGGUUUGGAAACAAAAAGGAGAGGAAUACAGAGUCACUGGCUAUGGAGGCUGGUGCUGGAUCAGUAAAACACACGUAUCUAAAUUUGUUUCUCGGUUUCCUGGAAACACAAAUGUCUUCUAUAAGAAACACCUUGUAAAGGGCAGAGAAAAGGCUGAAAGUCUGCCAUCAUUAGACAAAAUGAAUAGCCUGGAAAAAAUGAAACUAGAAGAUAGUGUAAAGCUUGAGGAGUCUGAGAAUGGUAUGAUGGAAAAUUCCAAAGGCAUAUCCAAUCCAAUGGAUUCAAAGGACCAAAUGAAAAAAGAGGAAAGUGAAAAAGAAGAGAAGAUGGAAGUUGAUUUCACACCUACUGAGAAAGUCCCUGCAAUUAACAAAGAUCAUAAAGAGUUGCACUGUGAAACCAAUAAUACAAUUAAGGAAGAACCAAUGGAAGUGGACGAAACCAAAUCUAAAGCUUGUAAGAAAGAGGAAGAGACUUUUCCUGAUGCAGAUUUAAUCAAUGUUAGUGAGGGCUUCCAGGCAAGAACUUGGUAUAAAAAGAAAGUAAAAACAUCAAGGUUAGAUGGGCUGCUUGAAAGGCGUGUCAAGCAGUUUACACUGGAAGAAAAACAGCGGAUAGAAAAAUUAAAAUUGGAGCAUGCUGCCAAGAAUGUCACAAGUUUUUCACACACUCAACCGCAAAACAUUUCCAAUAGCAGCAAGUCACUCUACAACCAAGAUAAAGAGGCAUCUGCUACCCAUGGGGGUAGCUUAGACAAGACAGAAAUUCCAAAACCUAAUGAGAACUGUAAAGAUACUGGUGGUACUAAACCCAACACACUGUCCUCGGGUAUGCUCCCUGAAGCCGAGGCCAGAAAAAGCAGUUCCUUAUCUGUUCCCAGUCUUCAAAGACCGCAACAAACAGAGAGUAUUGAAAACAAAGCUAAUGUAAUACAAAGGGAAGGAAAUGAAAGAUGCUCAGAAGCUCAAUGGUCCGCACAGGCAACUGAAUUCAAUUCUUCAAAGUCAGAAAAUCACAGUCAAACAGGGGAAAUCCAUUCUCCUGUAAUUGCUUCAGAAGGUGAAGGAUUAAAUAAAGACAUUUCUGGAAAUUUCUCUGUGGUAAAUGAUGCCAGAACUAGCAGUAUACUGUCUUCUCCAGUGAUACCUGCACACAGUGCAGAAAACUGUCCUGAAAGCUGUUUACCCAAUAAAGAAGCAUCUGAAUUCAAGUGUCAGACAGUGGAGCAUUUAACUGAAAAGCCAAAUGCCCUAGUUGGGGACGAGGAGAUGGAUUGUAAUUUAACACAAAGAAAAAGUGUUGAGGAAAGUCAUUCAUCUGAUGACUGUAGUAGUAAGGAUGAAAGCAUCAAAAGUGAACUUGCAAUAUCUGAGACUUCAGAUGAAAAAAUAAAUUGCUCAAAAUCUCUGGCCUGCAAGUCACUGUGUGAUGUAUUAGAUUCUCCAAACCCCACAGUUAAUGGAGACCAGCCAGGUAGAGAUGAGAAUCUGGAUGGGGAUGGUAUUAACUUUUUGGACCAUACCAGUGAGAGAGACCAACAUUGCAAUAAGAAGGACAAACAUGUAAUACAAAAAAAUGGUACAGAGGAAAUCAUAGCAUCUCGGGUCAAUGGAAAUGAUGUGAAUUCUAAUGAGUGCUUAGCUAGUGAUAGAAAGGCUGAGAUCAGGAGUGUUCGGGGGAUUGAGCCAAAGGCAAACAACAUCUCAAAAAUUGUCUCUGAACGUGAUGUUAAAUCAAAGGUAUCCACAGGAAAACCUCUUAUGAACGGGGACAUGAGCACUGAAGAUGCACAAAAUUCUAGAUUUUUUGAUGGGGAAUUAAAAGAAAUGUUGCAUUUUGAUGAGGAGAAGUUAUCGCAUUCGAAAGAGUUUGUCUCUGAGGAAAAAUCUCUUGAUUUUACUGGAAUAACCUCUCCAUCCUCAAGCACAAGAGACUGUUUGCCUGGUGCCAAAGAAGCCAUGGAAACAGAACGGAUACAAAAAACAAGUCUUUCUUCUGUCUCAUCAAGGGAAGAUUCUAGUUUGAGCAGUGAUUUUGCCAACCAUAAUGGUGUGCACUCCGACUCUAGUGGAGAAAAGCAAAUCACGACUGUUAUUACCCAAGUUACCACAACGUCAACCAUGUCUGUAUCUAAGACGGUUGUUGAAAUGUCGUGUCAGUCUUCUAACGGAGCUGGGACAACUAUUGUUUCAUCCACGGAGAAUACUUCCAUUUCCAGUAUGACUAAAACCACUACCAUGACAAAAGUAACUUCCCCUGAUCCAAACUCUGUUACUGAAGUGGUGUCUGUAAAGGAGCAAAAUAAAGCCGUUGUGACCACAACUGUUACAGAUUCGUUGAACACUUCUGGUGGGACCAUUCUGUCCUCUCUAACUGUGAGCAAAGAAUAUUCCACAAAAGACAAAGUUAAACUGAUUAAAUUCACCAAGCCUAAAAAGAUGCGCUCAGGAACAGCUCUCCCUUCUUACAGAAAGUUUGUUACCAAGAGUAACAAGAAGAGUAUCUUUGUCUUGCCAAACGAUGAACUGAAAAAGCUCUCUCGGAAAGGAGGUAUUCGAGAGGUUCCUGGAUUCAAUUAUAAUGCCAAACCUGUGCAGGAUAUUUGGCCCUAUCCUUCCCCCAGACCAACAUUUGGGAUUACAUGGAGAUAUCGCCUUCAAACAGUAAAGUCAUUGGCUGGUGUGAGUCUCAUGCUGCGCUUGCUGUGGGCAAGUAUACGAUGGGAUGACAUGGCAGCUAAGCCCCCUCCAGGUGGAGGGAUAACAAGAACAGAAACCUCUGAAACAGAGAUUAUAACCACUGAGAUCAUCAAGAGGAGAGAUGUUGGUCCGUAUGGGAUACGAUCAGAAUAUUGUAUUAGGAAGAUCAUUUGCCCUAUGGGUGUUCCAGAGGCACCAAAAGAAUCUCCUAUUCCCCAGAGGAAGGGGCUUCGAUCAAGUGCCCUGAGGCCCAAAAGACCAGUAAUCCCUAAGCAGACAGGUCCUAUCAUUCUAGAGACUUGGGUCCCUGAGGAGGAACUGGAGAUAUGGGAGAUCAAAUGCUUUUCGGAAAGGGUGGAGAAAGAAAAGGUCCAGGCUGUGGAGCAGCAGGCUAAGGUUAGUGAUCAGAAGAAGUCAGAGGAGAUGAAGGCCCAAGUGGAGGCUCAGCUAAAGCAACAGCGCUUGACCGCUCAGCAGAAACGACUGGAGCAGCAGAAGCAGCUGCCUUGCACGAGCAAUACAUCUAACACCUCCACCAGCAGCAGCAUUGCAAAUUCUUUCUCCACUCCCCACAAAGUGAUGGUAGGAUCCGUUACCCCUGGAACCAAAGUUGUUCUUGCAACAAAGGUCAGCUCUCCAGCAGCUGUGACAUUCCAGCAGAGCAAGAACUUUCACCAGACGUUUGCAACUUGGGUUAAGCAAGGCCAGACUACUACAGCCCCCAGCACAAACGUUACAUCCAGUCCUACCAUCACUACAUCGGGCCAGACCUACCAGAUUACUGGCAGCCCAGUUACUAUGGCUGGCAAAGUCAUCACAAAGCUUCCUCUGCCAGUUAAUAGUAAGCUAGUUGCAGUAAAUGUACCAUCAACCCAAGGAGCAGUAGUUCAGGUGCAGCAAAAAGUACUGGGACUCAUUCCUACCAAUGCAGGAGGACAGCAGACGUUUACAACCUUCCAGCCUCGGACAGCAACUAUUGCAAUUCGACAGAGCACACCAGGGACUACUUGUGCUACAACCACCAGCCAGCAGGUAAUAACUGCAGGGGCCCAGAUAAGACCAGGGAUGGCAGUUAUCAGGACCCCAAUUCAGCAAUCUCCAGUGGGGAAAAGCUACAUACGUGCACCACUUGUUGUACAGCAGGGGAUGCUUCCCUCAGGGCAACCUCAGCAGGUUGUAACUCAGCUUGUAAGAGGCCAGCCUGUCCCCACCACUGUGGCUGCUGGCACCACAGUUUCUAGUGGGGCACAUAAUGUUAGCACAUCAAUACAACAGCCACAGGCCACCACUCCUCAGGCUGCCAAACCCCAGCAAGGACAAGUAAAGCUGACAAUGGCACAGCUAACACAACUUACUCAAGGGCAGGGUGGUGGACAGAGCCUCACUGUUGUUGUUCAGGGGCAGGGACAGACUACUGGCCAAUUGCAGUUGAUUCCUCCAGGGAUGACCAUCAUUCCAUCCCCUGGGCAACAGCUAAUGCAGGCAGCCAUGCCAAACGGCACCAUCCAGCGGUUCCUCUUCACUCCAUUACCUGCAGCAUCCUCAGCAACCAGCACAACCCAGACGCUGACCCCUUCUGCUUUCUCAGCAGUGUCUGGACAGACGCCUUCCUCUCAGAAUCUGGGGCAGAACAGCCAAACUCCAGCUCCUCCAUUGGCCCCUUCCAAGGCAACCUGCCCACCACUGGCCCUAGACCAAGAAAAGACUGCUACGGUGCCCUCUGAAGCAAUUGCCAAGGCUCAGAUCCCAACAUCCUCUCCACAACCAGCUCAUGUGUCAGUGACAUCUCCAGCCUCUACUCAGCCUAGCGCGGCAUCUCCGUGUGAGCUACAGCCUCCUGUCACCCCUCAGCCCCUUGCCCAUCUGCAGGCUAACACACAUCUACCCUUGGAACAGCCAAGGGCUGAUACUUCACAGCAUAGGGAAACUAUUUCUGGCCAGCCUGAAACAAAAGCUUCAUGUCAAGUUUCUGUAUCACAGGCUCUUCCACAAGUCACACCACAGUCACCAAUUCAGAGCCGGCCUCAGACCCAGACUAUACCCCUGGCGCAAGGCCAGGGUCCGCAAACUGUUCAAAUGACACUGCCAGCUUCCUUCAAAAUUCAGUCUACUGUACAACUGCAAGCACCAGCCCAACCACAGAGCCACAUGCAGACUAUUGCAGCCAAUCAGGCAGUGACUGUUCAGUCCCCUUCCCGAGCACAGUUGCAUAUUCAACCUCCACAUACCCAGGUAAUUACUGUCCCUCAGCUCCAGCAACAGGUGCAGGUCCUCUCCCACUUGCAAUCUCAUGUGGUAGCACAGAUACAGACACAGCCAGGUGGCAUUCCCCAGCAAAUUAAACUGCAGCUGCCCUUCCAAAUUCAGCAGGCUGGUUCAGUUCAGGCACAUCAGAUCCAGAAUGUGGUUGCUGUGCAGGCGGCCAGUGUGCAGGAGCAGCUGCAUAGGAUGCAACAGCUCAAAGAACAACAGCAAAAGAAAAAGCAGCAAGAAGUGAAAAGAGAGCAGAGCCUUCAUACUUCCAGCCAGAGUGAUAUUCAGAAACAGGUUGUAAUGAAGCAGAACGCUGCUAUAGAGCACUUGAAACAGAAGAAGACACUGUCCCCUCUGGAACGGGAAGAGAAUCAGAGGAUGAUCGUGUGCAACCAAGUGAUGAAGUGCAUCUUGGAUAAAAUCGACAAGGAGGAAAAACAAGCCGCCAAGAAGAGGAAGCGCGAGGAGAGUGUAGAGCAGAAGAGAUGCAAACAAAAUGCCAGCAAGCUCUCAGCCCUGCUGUUUAAGCACAAAGAGCAGCUCAAGGCAGAGAUUCUAAAGAAGAGAGCACUUUUGGACAAGGACCUACAGAUAGAGGUGCAGGAAGAACUAAAGAAAGAUCUUGACAAAAUACAAAAAGAGAAGGAGAGAGAGGAAGCUGCUGCCGCCGCCGCUGCAGCUGCUGCUGCGGCUGCCAUCCCAACUACACCACCAUUGCCCUCUCCUCCUCCACAAAACACACAGGGUGCAAACUCUCCAGUGGCCAUGUCACCUCCUGCAUCUUCCCACAAAAGGAAAAGAGACGAGGAUAAAGAGCCCAUCCCUUCUAAGUCCAAGAAGAAGAAAAUGAUUUCUACUACCUCAAAGGAAUCUAAAAAAGACAACAAGAUUUACUGCAUCUGCAAGACUCCGUACGAUGAAUCCAAGUUCUAUAUUGGCUGUGAGCUAUGUGGUAACUGGUUUCAUGGAGAAUGUGUUGGAAUCACAGAGAAAGAAGCCAAGAAAGUGGAUGUGUACAUCUGUAAUGAUUGUAAACGGCCACAAGAGGGCAACAGUGAGGAGUUGUAUUGUAUCUGCAGAACGCCUUAUGAUGAUUCACAAUUUUAUAUUGGCUGUGACCGUUGCCAGAACUGGUUUCACGGGCGCUGCGUUGGCAUUCUGCAAGGUGAAGCUGACUACAUUGAUGAAUAUGUGUGCCCGCAAUGCCAGUCAACAGAGGACGCCAUGACGGUGCUCAGUCCCUUAACAGACAAAGAUUAUGAAGGACUGAAGCGUGUUUUGCGAUCACUACAGUCUCACAAAAUGGCCUGGCCUUUCCAAGAACCUGUGGAUCCUGGAGAUGCGCCAGAUUAUUAUGGAGUUAUCAAGGAGCCAAUGGACCUCUCUACCAUAGAAGAACGGAUAAAGACCCGAUUCUACAAGAAGCUGACAGAAUUUGUAGCUGACAUGACCAAAAUAUUUGAUAAUUGUCGUUACUACAAUCCCAGCGAUUCCUUAUUCUAUCAGAGUGCGGAGGUUCUGGAGUCCUUCUUUGUUCAGAAGUUGAAGGCUUUUAAGGCAAGCAGAUUGUGAUUCUUUUAGUCUGAUCAUUUUAACUGGAAUUGCGCCUGGAUGUUGUCUCUCCAUGGUUAUGUUUUGGGGUUUUUUUAGUCACUGUCUUGGCAAAACAAUACAAGUCUCCCCCACCCCCUCCCAGCACUCGCCAUGUUAAGCUCCACCCAGUGGCGCAGUUUUUCAUCUUACAAGCGAAAGCCUUUCUUGCUCUUCAUGGCAAUACUGUAGUAAAGACAUGUGGCCAAGUGCCUGAGAUUGUAUUUUAUUGUACAAAAUUGGUGUUGUUCCUGAGUGGCUCAAAAGCCAAACAGCUCCCUGGCCACAAGUGUACAGUGCAGAAAUUAUUGUAAAAUAUUAUAUAUUUUUGUACAUAUAAUGUAUAAUGCAUUUGGAACCGUUAUCAGUUGUGGAAGUUUCUUUAGAUGAUCAGUAACUAUUUCCUUUAUUUUCCCCCCCGUUGACAUUUUGCCUGUGUCGCUUAUAUGAGGAGAUAUAAAUUGCGUUGGUUUGGCUGCACACAUUGGAGCGCUGGUGAUGCAUUUGGGCACAGCUGAUGCUUUUCAUUUACGGCUAUUUAUUGAGCUGUCUCGCCUUUAGAAACUCUGUUCCCUUUCCACUAGUUUUACCCUCAACGUUGUACAGAAGUGCGUGCAGAAGUGGGGUUAACACCCUUAUUUUGUGUGUUAUGCAGGUCUCACAACAAGAAGCUGCAGUCUCCAUCCUAAUAACAUAAAUGCUUAAAAACCCUCACACACGGCUGUCAGGAAUAUUGCUGGGCGUUUUUACUGUCAGGUUCUCCUGACCAUAAAGUUCCUGUGACGGUAUAGGAUUCUUAUUUUGUCCAAAGGACAAAGCACAGAAAAGGUGUGGGUGGGGGGGAUGUUUUUUUUUUAGCCCUUAUUUUUGUCCUCACGACAAAAAACAAAUUUAAUUUGAAUAAAGGAGGAAGAAAACCGCAAUCAAAGAGAUGGAGUUGAAGAGGCUCCAUGGAAAUGCCACGUUCGUUCUUCAGUGAAGAAGCUGGUUUAAAGUCCACAUUGAUACCUUUGACUGUGUUUAUUUAUUGUUGAAAAGAGACACUUUUUUAUUGCUGCCCUCGUCCACUAACUACUUUUUCUUAUUAAAACAAAAAAAAAUUAAGACAAAACAAAAAAAAAAAAAAUUUGCCCGCGGCCGAGCCUCAUCCAGUUGCAGAUUUGGUCCUGUCUUUUUCCCAUGAUUCCUAUUAGUAAUGUACAAGACCUGUCUUUUCUUUCUAUGAAAGGAGCUGCUAUCUGUACAAAGGUGCACCCCCAAAACUGUCCAGUUUGCGUACAGUGGGUUUCAAAUAAAGUCCAUUUAAAAUAAACUCAUGCUCUGUAUUGCGGACUAGAGACUUACAUCUAGGAGGAGUCUACACGUCCCAGACUGAAGAGAAGAAUCUAUUCGAAGGUAUCUUGUUUGUAAACAUUUGUCAGAUUAAACUUUUUUUUUUCCUUUUGUAUUAAAACUGAGAAUAUGUAUGUAUAUGAAACAAAAUAAAUGGAGAUGUAUUAUGCUCCCUAGAAACCUUG